Nilaparvata lugens (brown planthopper) is the source of this 1242-nucleotide messenger RNA. RefSeq names its product beta carbonic anhydrase 1 (gene CAHbeta). The record is from RefSeq and is a predicted model, not a curated record. NCBI's taxonomy places the organism in Eukaryota, Metazoa, Arthropoda, Insecta, Hemiptera, Delphacidae. Gene Ontology annotation, molecular function: carbonate dehydratase activity; zinc ion binding. The coding region runs from base 190 to 957 and encodes 255 amino acids. The transcript has 5 exons.
GAGUUCGAGAAAGAUUUGGUAAAAACAAGGCUGAAAUGUGAAAUCAAACAGCGCUUGUAAUGCAGCAUUCACAGAGGCAAGACGUAUUAUGAAUCGCCUUCCAAAGAUAACCUUGAUUAGUAGUCUGACGGGCACAAUACUUUCAGUAGGUAGUGUAGUGUAGUCUGUAGUGUAAUUUCUAAAACAAGAAUGGACAGAAUUUUACGUGGUGUAAUGCGGUAUCGGCAGACAGACCGAAAAACUAUGGUAGAACAGUUUAUUCAAGUGAAAAACAAUCCUGUGCCAAAAGCAGUUUUCUUCACAUGCAUGGAUAGCAGAAUGAUUCCGACCAGAUUCACAGAAACAAAUGUUGGAGACAUGUUUGUAGUUCGAAACGCUGGCAAUUUAAUUCCACACUGUCAGCAUUUUUUAGACGAAUAUACGACUAACGAGCCGGCCGCGUUAGAGCUGGGAUGUGUGGUCAACGAUAUACGACACAUUAUCGUAUGCGGUCACUCGGAUUGUAAGGCGAUGAAUCUGCUUCACAAACUGCGUGACGAAAAGUUCGCCAGCAAAGACAACCGUCGCAUUUCACCGUUGCGCGCGUGGCUUUGUACGCAUGCGCAGUCGUCGCUCACCAAAUUCCAACAGCUAGAGCUGGCUGGCUAUCACACGCCACUCAUCUUCCAGUCGGAGACACCCAUGCGCAAGUUUGUCGCCUACAUAGAUCCCGAGAACCGCUUCUCCAUUGAGGACAAGUUGUCUCAGGUGAACUGCCUGCAGCAGCUUCAAAACAUCGCCAGCUACGGCUUUCUGAAGAAACGACUGGAGACGCAUCAGCUGCACAUUCACGCGCUCUGGUUCGACAUCUACAGCGGAGACAUCUUCUACUUUAGUCGUCAAAGCAAGAGAUUCAUCGAGAUCAACGAAGACACUGUUGAUAAACUCACCAAAGAAGUUAACCGAUAUUACUCGUAAACCACUGUAAAUUUAUUAAUUUAUCUUCACAGAGAAAAAACCAAAGUACCCUUUAUUUUAUUACUCACAGUUAUAAAAUUAUCAUUUAAGUUUUAAAAAAGGUACUUUGAUUUUUUUUUAAUUUUCUCAUAAAUUCGAGCGGCCCUCGCCUUAACGCCCUACUUAUGUUCACAGAUCCGCCCAAGUCAUAGAUCUACCUUGCUGUAAAUAGUGUACAAUGCUUUUAAUUUAUUUUGGAUUGUAAAAGUUUUUUAUCGAAUAAAAGUAAAGUUGAUGUUGCACUGG